AGCUUGGCAACCCCGGACCCUGAGAUCGCGGUGGCGCUUGCCUCGGCGGCGCGUGUUGGCCGCGUUCCACUUUGUUCUUUGUCUUCUGAGAUAUCAAUCGACAAUGUGAAUUUGGAGAGCUCCUCGUCAAUCAUAGUCUGAGUUCGAGCGUACAAUGCGAUUACAACACCAGUGAGAUGCGGCAUGAAUUCUCGCCUCGAAUCGAAGUCUGCGCAGACGCGCAAGCGCAUUGAAAACCACACCUUCGAGGAUGAAGCUGGCGAUGAAUAUGAUGCUUCCAAGUUUGGUGGCCACAGAGAAUACAUGCGCCGGAAGAGAAUCAAAUUACAGAACUUGGACUCUGAGAUACGCGCCAAAUCUGACAACCCUCCAAUUUUCAAAGGCAUCGUGGUUUAUGUUAAUGGCUACACCCAACCUUCCUUGAAUGAUCUGCAUACCAUGAUCGUUGCCCAUGGUGGUGGAUUUGCACAAUAUCUGGAUGGCAAGACCUUUGUAACUCAUAUCGUUGCUAGCAGUCUUACUCCCAAGAAGGUCGUUGAGUUUAAGCGAUACAGGAUUGUGAAGCCUAGCUGGAUUGUCGACAGUAUUGCGGCUGCGAAAUGUCUGCCAUGGGACAAAUAUCGCGUGGUUGACGAAGGUGUUGGCCAGAAAGUGCUGGCUUUCAACAACGGUCAGAUCGCAAGCCAGGUAAAUCGACCCGCCAGAGGCUACAAGGAUCAAAGUGACAAUAGCUGGUACAAUACUCAGCUGAAAGGUUUCCAAGUCGAUGGUCUUGUAUCCUCACCCAAGCCAUCUUUUCUUCGAGGCUUACCAGCAUCCUCCAAACCUCCGACGCUCACUCCCGAGUACGAUGACAUUCACGAUUCGGACUUCGAGGCGUUGGAGGACGACGAUGAUACUGCCAUGGAUAUUCAGGAACCUCCUAUGGAACCACAUGAACCUAUCGACGAUAUCCCGCAGACACCACCACACACCUCUCCCGCAGAAGAGACCGUUGUUGAGCCAGACUCUGUACCGCCUCAUUCAACAUCACCGUACGGGCAAGAAGCUUCUGAUCCACGAAGCGCAAAGGAGUCACAUACCUCUGGAAAAACCACACCACAAAAGGUCACCGAGAUGACUGCGGAAGAACACAAUGCUAUGCUCCUUGCCGACCCACGUCUUCGUAAGUCGACAGUUGUCAACCCAGAGUUCCUCCAGCAGUACUAUCGAGAGUCCCGACUACACCACCUGUCAACCUGGAAAGCAGAUCUGAAGUCGCAACUUCAGGCUCUCACUGCCGAGAAGUCCGCCUCGCAGAAAGCUCGUCAAAAACGUCCUACGGGCUAUCGACGAUAUAUCAUGCAUGUUGAUUUCGACAGCUUUUUCGCUGCUGUGUCAUUGAAAAAGUAUCCUCAAUACAAAGACAAACCUUGUGUUGUUGCUCAUGGCUCUGGUUCAGGCGGUGGCAAUGGGUCCGAGAUCGCCUCAUGCAAUUAUCCUGCGAGAGAUUUCGGUGUGAAGAAUGGAAUGUGGAUGAAAAGAGCUCAAGAACUGUGCCCUGAUCUGAAGGUACUUCCUUACGACUUCCCAGCUUACGAAGAGUCAAGUCGACAAUUUUACGCUGCUAUCCUGGAAACAGGUGGUGUAGUGCAAAGCGUCAGUGUUGAUGAAGCUCUCAUUGACAUCAGCGCUCAGUGCAUAGCCGUCGGCGGCACUGAUGGUGUUCAACGAUAUGAGGGAAGCAACUAUCGUGAGCAGUCAGAGGCCGACCGCAUUGGCCGAGAUCUCCGGAAUGAAGUACUAAAACGUACUGGCUGCAACGUCUCAGUUGGUAUAGGAGCAAACAUCCUACUUGCCAAGAUUGCUCUGCGCAAAGCAAAACCCGCGGGGCAAUUCCAGCUCAAGCCAGAGGAUGUCCUUGAUUUUAUCGGCACUCUCGAAGUUCAAAGCUUACCAGGUGUCGCCUAUAGCAUCGGAGGCAAGCUGGAAGAGAUUGGUGUCAAGUAUGUUAAAGACAUUCGCGAACUUUCGAAAGAGAAAUUGGUCAACACCCUUGGACCGAAGACCGGUGAGAAGAUCUGGGAGUACAGUCGUGGCAUUGACAAGGCCGAGGUUGGCGAUCAAGUCGUCCGCAAGUCAGUGUCUGCCGACGUGAAUUGGGGUGUACGCUUCGAGAACCAAGAGCAGGUUGACGAAUUCAUGACGAGCUUAUGUGGAGAGCUACAGAAGCGGCUGAUCAAGGAGAACGUCAAGGGCAAACAACUGACUGUCAAGGUCAUGCGGCGCUCUCCUGAUGCCCCUCUUGAUCCACCGAAACAUCUUGGACAUGGCAAAUGCGAUACGUACAACAAGAGCAUACAACUAGGAGUUGCGACCAACGACAACACACUGAUGACCAAAGAAGUUCUUGUAGUUAUGCGCAGCUUUGGCUUUAGUCCGGGAGAGCUUCGUGGAAUAGGAAUCCAGAUGACUAAACUGGAACCGCUGAAGGCUGGAACUGAUGGCCGUGCCGAUAGUAGUCAACCUCGUCUUCAGUUCAAGCCGGCUCAAAUCAUUGCUCAAAACACACGACCGAAGCUGUUGGCUGAGACGGAAGCCGCCGAAGAUCCAAUCACCGACGACAUCAAGACGCCAAAGAAGAAUCGGGUUCGCGAUAUUGGUGACUCAAGCUAUCUAGACAGCAUUCUCAACAACCCAUCCCCUAGCAAACGGCCCUUGAAUCUACUUGGAACACAAUUCGCCCUACCUACUCAAGUCGACCCAAAAGUACUUGCAGAACUGCCAGAAGAGAUUCGAGCAAGACUCAUCAAACAAUCACGGCCAGCCCAAGUAUCCGAAAAUGCCAACGGACGCAAAAGUCCGACUCCUGCGGUCAAGAAGACGUCUCGAGCAGCUUCAGCAGCGAUACGUCUGCCAAACCAAUCACAACUCGAUCCCGAGAUCCUGAACUCCCUCCCCGAAGACGUCAGGCGAGACGUGAUGGCCAUGUACCAAACAAAUACAACCUCCCCACGUAAAGGCCAAGACCAAACCAUCCUCCCCCAGUCUCCACGCAAGAACCGCAUCAUCCCUCCAGUCAAGAAACUCGGUGGCAGGAAACCUCGCGGUGGUGGUUUGUUCGCCCGCGCUCGACCAAGCAACGGCAUGUCCACACUCACACAAGCCAAUUUCGUCGCUAGAGAAACUGACGCCGAAGACACUCCUGCGGAAGAAGAAGGAGAAAUCGAUGAAGAGUUUCUCGCCGCUCUUCCCCCUGAAAUACGCAAAGAAGUUCUUGACGAGAGAAGAUCUGCUCAAUUGCGACGAUCGGGAGGUCUGGAAGCAUCGAGAAGGCCUGGAGGGAAAAGACAAGAUCUUCCUGCAAACACGAUUGAGAAAUUCUUCCACCUGCCUCCGAGGCCUGAGAAACCCUCUUUCACUAGCAAUAAGCUUACAGAAUUACCGGAAUUGAGGAAAGCGGUUAGGGAGUGGGUCAAAGAGUUUUGGGACGAGGCGCCAUAUGCGGAAGAUACAGGGGCGUUGGUGAAGUAUUUGGAAGCAGUGGUUAAGCAGGAAAGAGAUGUGGAUAAAGCUGUCAAGAUAGCUAAAUGGUUGGGAUUGGUCGUUGAGCAGGAAGUCUUGGGUAAAGAUGGAGUUGCGGAGGAUGUGCAAGAGGGAUGGGGCAAGGCGUGGGAGGAAGUCAAGAGGGGAGUCCAAGGGGCUGUUCUGGCUAGAGGGUUACCUGGUGUGGAAUUCGAUUGACAUGAAAAAAACACAAUCAUAACUAGAGUUACUGUAAAGCAGCAUUGCAUAUCGUAAGAAGUGGACGU
Aureobasidium pullulans EXF-150 is the source of this 3791-nucleotide messenger RNA. RefSeq names its product DNA repair protein. The record is from RefSeq and is a predicted model, not a curated record. Gene Ontology annotation, molecular function: deoxycytidyl transferase activity; damaged DNA binding; DNA-directed DNA polymerase activity. Gene Ontology annotation, cellular component: nucleus. The transcript has a single exon. NCBI's taxonomy places the organism in Eukaryota, Fungi, Ascomycota, Dothideomycetes, Dothideales, Saccotheciaceae. The coding region runs from base 184 to 3723 and encodes 1179 amino acids. Gene Ontology annotation, biological process: error-prone translesion synthesis; error-free translesion synthesis.